GGCAGGACUGGGCAUGCUCAGUGGCGGGGACAGGUCUGGGAGGCGAGGAAGCCGCAUUUGAAGUGGCUCGGCCUCAGGAUGAGGGGGAGGCGGGUGCCCCGGCUGGGGUCCGUGGAGGUUCCCGGUGCUGCACGCGAGGUCGACAUGCUGCGGGCGGGAGCAGCCAGCCCGGCGCGCCGAAGCCAGGUCGCCGAAGACCCGGGGGCGCUGGCGGGAGGAGGGGAGGAGCGCCCGGGCCGCCAGCCCCCGGCCGCGGCGCUAAGGCUGCCGGAUAACAAGCCGCAGGGAGGGUCGGAGGCCGGGAGAACGCCCGACCAUGACCUCCAGCGAGGCUGCCUGAACCGGAGCCCGCGCAGCGCCCCGCCAGCCCCGGGCAUGGGCGAGCGCGGCGCUCAGCCCGAGCGCGCGGCCCUGCAGUCCCCGGGGGCCCCCGAGGGCGCCGCGGCCACCGUGAACGGGCUGCUGCACAACGGCUUCCACCCGCCGCCCGCCUGCAGCCGCGACCCGCUGCCUGCACGCUUCCAGCUCUCGUCAGAGCUGCAGCCUCAGCCGCAGCAGCAGCCGCUGUUCUCCCAACAUGAUUCUCCGGCCAAGAAAUGCCGGCUGCGGAGAAGGAUGGACUCCGGGAGGAAGAACAGGCCGCCAUUCCCAUGGUUUGGUAUGGAUAUUGGCGGAACCCUGGUUAAGCUGGUCUACUUUGAACCAAAGGAUAUCACGGCAGAAGAAGAACAGGAAGAAGUGGAGAACCUGAAGAGCAUCCGGAAGUAUCUGACUUCUAACACUGCCUAUGGCAAAACUGGGAUCCGAGACGUCCACCUGGAGCUGAAAAACCUGACCAUGUGCGGGCGCAAAGGGAACCUGCACUUCAUUCGCUUCCCCACCUGUGCCAUGCACAUGUUCAUCCAGAUGGGCAGCGAGAAGAACUUUUCCAGCCUCCACACCACCCUCUGUGCCACGGGAGGCGGGGCCUUCAAGUUUGAAGAGGACUUCAGAAUGAUUGCGGACCUGCAGCUGCACAAACUGGACGAACUGGACUGUUUGAUUCAGGGCCUGCUUUACGUUGACUCGGUUGGCUUUAACGGCAAGCCGGAAUGUUACUAUUUUGAGAACCCCACAAAUCCCGAGUUGUGUCAAAAGAAGCCAUACUGCCUUGAUAACCCAUACCCCAUGUUGCUGGUUAACAUGGGCUCAGGUGUCAGCAUUCUAGCAGUGUACUCCAAGGACAACUACAAGAGAGUUACUGGGACCAGUCUUGGAGGCGGGACAUUCCUAGGCCUGUGUUGCUUGCUGACUGGUUGUGAGACCUUUGAAGAAGCUCUGGAGAUGGCAGCUAAAGGCGACAGCACCAAUGUUGAUAAGCUGGUGAAGGACAUUUACGGAGGAGACUAUGAACGAUUUGGCCUUCAAGGAUCUGCUGUAGCAUCAAGCUUUGGCAACAUGAUGAGUAAAGAAAAGAGAGAGUCCAUCAGCAAGGAGGACCUCGCCCGUGCCACACUGGUCACCAUCACCAACAACAUCGGCUCCAUUGCUCGGAUGUGUGCACUGAACGAGAAUAUUGACAAAGUUGUAUUUGUUGGGAACUUUCUCAGAAUCAAUAUGGUCUCGAUGAAACUGCUAGCAUAUGCCAUGGACUUUUGGUCUAAGGGACAACUGAAAGCACUGUUUUUGGAACAUGAGGGUUAUUUUGGAGCAGUUGGGGCCCUGUUGGAACUGUUCAAAAUGACGGAUGCGCAGUAGAUGAAGCAGCCUCCGGUAAGGACAGAGUACUGACAGACACGCCAGAGAAGGUGACAUCUUCUUGGGACAGAAGCCAAGCCACUGUGGUGGAUGAACCUGCUGUAUUUGUAAAUAACUGAAAUUUUUUUGCUCUUAGGUUUCAAGCUUAUGAUACAAAAUGGGGAAUAUAAUAAUUUUUUUCCGUAUACUGUAUUUUUUAAAAAAAAAAAUUGUGCAGCGUGGCCAAAGUUACCAGUUUCAUGCAUUAACUUUGAAAAGCUGUGUGAUGUUUAAGAGGGGCCUGAACUGAAAACGCUGUCCAUUUUUCUUCUGGGGUUUACUGAUCAGUGUGAUAAUUUUAACUUCGUUUAGUAAUUACUCUAGGAGAUUCUACCUUUACUUAUAUUUUUUUCAUGAUGUUUCAUGAUUUGCUCUUGGUUUCAAAUGAAACCACAAAUCUGGCAUGUUGCACUGUGAACACUUUGUUUACUCUCUCUCUCUCUUUUUAUUCUUUCUGUUUCAGUGUCUUAGGACAAAAAGAAGUCCUGCCGUUAUUUUUGUCCCCUGUGAUCUCCCUCUUAUCUAUACGCUUUCCUUGUUGUAAUUGCUCGUGUCAAUCAAGGUGCUGACCAACUCAACACAAAGUUAGACAUAUAAUCUAAAGUUCUAAAACUGUGACCACAGUGAGAAGACUUUAAAGGGAAGGGUUGAUGAAAGUGGCAGACACUGAACAUGAUAUGCAAUUUCAUCUUUGUCUCCUUACCCCUCAUAACUAUAACGUUUCGUUGGAUUUACCCUACACUAACUUGAAGUAGUCUGUCAUCAGACAUCCUCAUUCACGGAUGGCAUAUGAAUGGCACCAGUUUGGAGGGGCUCCCAUAGCUCAUCUGGUCAUGCUAGAUUUAGGGAGGUUGUGAGUUGGGGUGUCAGAAAUGAGUGUUUUGUUCGUGUUUUUACCUAGGAGCCCUGUAACAAGAAGACAGCAUGAGGAAUAAUGUUAAAGGUUUUUUUUUUUUAAUUUUUGUUUUAGUAUUUAAACCGAGAUUUGUACUUUAUUUCAUUUCUAAAACUUAAAUAUAAUUUAUGAUACUCACAUAUGCAGACAUUUCCUUCUGAAAGAUUUUCAUUAAGAUAGAUGGUGGGUCACUUUCAAAUGAGGGUGUUGUACACACAGUGUCACAUAAGAUCUGACCGUCUUCUGGAUUGAGGGUACCCUUGCAAGGGCUUUUGAAAGGCAAUGCAGUUACUCCUUGGUCAGUCUUCACCUUUCUACCUUAUGAAGCGCCACCUUUCAUUUCCAUAUCUUCGAGUCUUGAAGAAGUUGAUGCUAAUGGAAGAAUUCACUUGUCUGGUAUAAAUAAAGCCCGUUUCUGUUGGGAUGUUUUUAGUGUAUAUGUUAUUUUCAUUUCUUAUACCUCGUCUUAUAUUUAUCUGCUGUAUAUGUAAAGUAACUAUAUGUUGUUGUUGUUGUUGUUGCUGCUGCUGCUGCUGUUUUCUUUCUGCUGCAUAGCUCAUACCAUGAGGCUUUCCCACAAGUGUGGUAAGGUCCAGACUGGGUCUUCAGCUGUAGCCCUAGGCCUGUGUAGGGGUUGCUUAAUAUUUAGCUUAAUUGCUCUUAGAUUAUUGACUGCUGAAUGCCAAAGUACCACUGUGAUAUUUGGUGAUUCUGAACCACGUUCAGGUUCAUGUCAUUGCAUCUACAUUAUGUCAGCUUCUACUUAGCUGUCAAACAGUCAACUACAAUGUUCUUGAAAAAGACGCCGUCUUUGUAUUAUCUACCCUAGUGCCUUUUGAUGGUCUCCCCUCCCUUCUUUAGUCUUUCAGGGGACAGCAGACCUGAGACCUGAAGGUCAGGGUUCUGCCAAGGAAACCAGAGCAAGUAACUGUGCCUAUAUAUUUUAUUAAUUCUCUGAAAUCACUUAUCUCUUAUUACAAACAUCCAAAACUUAGGAGCUGGGUGUGGUUGUAAACAUUUGUAAUCCCAGCUCACAGGAGGCUAAAGCGAGAGGAUCAGUGUGAAUUCAAGACCAGCCUGGACUACAUAGAGUUCCAGGGUGCUCUGCAUAACUCCACGACUGCCAUUGGUAUAAAUGAAUAAGUAAAUUUUCCAUUAAAUUACCAACUAAGUGUUGGCUACAUAGAGCUAGCCUGUUUUUACAAGGGAGGGACUUGUGUCCUCAGGAUUUUUCACAUUUUCUUGAAUUGCAGAGCUCUCCUUAGAUUCACCAUCACAAAGAAACCUGGUAAGAAUUAAGGGGGAAAAAAAGCCUGUGUCAUGUGACAUGAGGAUGGUAAGAUCGGCCAGCACGUGGCUUGGCACGUUGGCAUAGUGAGAUAGCUUUGGUUUGGAUGUUGCUGAACCUGUUACUAACUGUGAAAGCAAGUGACUCAAAUCCUCUCUAAGCCCAAGUUUGCUCAUCUGUAAAAUAAAGCAAAUAGUUUUACAUUCAUAUUUUAAUGCACGCAUUAAAGUGGCAUCCAUAUUUUUAAAGAUGUUUUAAAUCAACACAAUAAAUAAGUCAUCCCCAGCUUUCUCAGUUGUGAUGAAUGGGGCACUUAGCAUGGAGACACUUCACAGGACUCCAUGACAGAACAUGACCACGAUUCCAAAACCCCAUGCUCUUAAAGUUUGCCAUUGUGAUCGACUUGGCAGCCUCAGCUGACUUGAGCAUUAUUUAUCACGAUAAUGGGACUUCUCAGAUAACUCUGUAGCAGAACUGUGAAUGUAUAUGAUUUCAAGGCACUUUUUAAGGGUGGUAAGUGAGAAUGAUGAAUUUUAAAGUAUGUACAGUCUUAAGAAUUUCUGAUAAGCAUCAAUGGAAAUAUAAUUGUAUUCCUGGGCUUUUGCAGUACAUGGAUUCAGAAACCCUUUCUUAGGAACUGUAAGCGGGUAAUUACAAUUGAUGUCACUCAGUCAUAUGAGGAGUAUCACGGUAUUUCAGCUUACUUUAAAGAACUAGGAAGGAGUUGGAAAUGAAGAUGAACAGUAUACAUCCCUGCUGUCCAGCAGAGAAAACGGAAAGUGCAAGGCAAAGUGUGUAAUGAGACACAGAGACAUUCACUCAUCAUUGUCCACAAACAUAGUAAUAAGUAAAUUGAAGUCCCAUGCUCACAAACCUUAUAUUCUAGAAGGAAAAAAAUAGAUACAUUAUAUAAUACAUAAGAAAUAUAUAGUAUCAUAUCACAUCACUACUACAAGGAAAAAGUAGGCUAAGGCUUAUAUUCCUUCUAUUGAGCAGAGUAGUUCUUUUAGGGAAACAAGAAGGGGAGGAAUCGCUUCCUUCAGGGUAAUCAAAGAUAAUCUCUCAUUGGUGAUGACCUCUGGACAGAGACGGGAGUGAAAUCAAAAACAGACUGAGUAGCUGGGAGCAUAUUUUUUUUCCUACUCAUGUCAAAUGGAGUGGAAGUUCAGAGGCUCUGUAAGAGGCUUUGUUAUAAGGGGUAAAACAGCAAGAAGGGUGGGAAACAAAGCUUUAGGAGCAGCCCCAGGGCAAGUCCUACUGGGAGUCGGACUUGUGAGAGAGCAGAGAGCUGGAAGGGGAGAUGGGGCGGGAGGUUUCUCCUUCGUAAGGAUGCUUGGGAAGGUUUUGUGGAAUCUUAACCAAGUGUGGAUCAGGAGAGGAGGGUUUCUAAGCUAGGCCAUGAAGGAAGAAAUAGCCUGCUUGCCUUCUUUGGUGUAGAACCUAUUUGCUGGAACCUGGUUCACAAAUGAGAAACUGGGUACUGGGAGAGAGGCAAUCAGCUGAGGGGCAGGGCUUUUAAUCCCAUGCUAAAAGUUUUAGAUUUCUCCACAGUCAGCAUGGAGCCAUUGAAGCAUUCCAAAUAACGUGAAGCUAUAAGUAACCUGACUUCAAAGUAAGAGAUCAAAUUGUCCUCUGGAGGGAAAUCCAUUAAAACAGUUACCGCAUAAAUACAUCACACCAUUCCAUUUUCUGGCUCGUUGUUCCUAAUGUGCCAGGCUCAAGCACUACCUGCGCAGCGGACCAUGUUUGCUCUGCAGCUACCGAGGGCUACGCUACCGUGACUCUAGUCAGUGAAUAAGAAUGUUCGGGCACCAAGGUUCACCCGAAGCUCUUAUCACUUGCAAGAGUUGUUCUAUGGAAAUACAUUUUUCUCCCAGUGAUCAGAAGAUGAUCCUAAGUUUCUGAGGAAGACCUGUAUUAUGUACCUUGUUUACUGGCCCCGUUGGGUGCUCGGUCAUUCAUUCUCCAUCAUUUUAGUUUUGACUGAAAACUCACAACACAGGAGGCAAUGAACAACAUCUGAGAUGCCCUCAGCUAUGAAUGAGACUGCAGACCCCAGCUUCCUUGGGCUUGCGUUCUGGGUGGGGGAUAGGCGUUGUGUGUGGAAGCCAGUACAUAGGAAGCCUUCAGAGCCUUUAGUGCUCGGAAGAGAGGGAAAAUGAUGGGCAGGGGGAAGGACUUCCUUGGUCAGAUGUUCUUGGUGUGCAGGUAUAAUUCAAUCAUGGUGUCAGCCUUUGGGAAUGGCAUGCUCGCUCACCUUGCUUCCCGUUUUUAAACUGAUCAUUUCAUGAGACAGAUUGAUUUGAAUUGUUCACAUGAAUCAUCAUUGUCGAUAGCUUACCAUCAGAAUCACUUCAUUGUUUCCAGUGUAUAACUUCAGCCCUUUGUGAAUUUAUAUAUGAUAUGUUGAUCUUUUCUUCCUCAGCCAACCCGCAAUCACUGUCUCUCAUAACGAACUCAAUGACUGCAGUUUCUGAAAGGUACCUACCAGAGGCGGUGUAACCAUUUAUAUAGAACCCUUUCAAGUCAACCUUGGCAGGCUGCUUGUCAAGGAUUCAU
Messenger RNA from Chionomys nivalis (European snow vole), 6518 nucleotides. It is a transcript of the gene Pank1, whose product is annotated as pantothenate kinase 1. The transcript is spliced from 7 exons. Gene Ontology annotation, cellular component: nucleus; cytosol. The record is from RefSeq and is a predicted model, not a curated record. Lineage: Eukaryota; Metazoa; Chordata; Mammalia; Rodentia; Cricetidae. Gene Ontology annotation, biological process: coenzyme A biosynthetic process. Bases 79 to 1737 code for a protein of 552 amino acids. Gene Ontology annotation, molecular function: ATP binding; pantothenate kinase activity.